Molecule: messenger RNA, 1695 nt
Organism: Aspergillus oryzae RIB40
Lineage: Eukaryota; Fungi; Ascomycota; Eurotiomycetes; Eurotiales; Aspergillaceae
Product: MDR family MFS transporter
Exons: 3
Coding region: 1-1695 (564 amino acids)
Biological process (GO): transmembrane transport
Molecular function (GO): transmembrane transporter activity
Source: RefSeq, a predicted model, not a curated record
AUGACUGAUAUCUCGACUGGUGUUCAGCUCAAGCCAGGGAUAGGAGAUGGCACCGUCUACAAUGGUAACAUGUCCAAGGAUACUUUGGUGAACUGUAGCCCUGAUCCAGAAAAUCCAGAAAAAGGACAAGCAAGCUCACCAAGAACUCAAAUUUCAGUCGACGACAAUGAGGAAUCCACGACAGAAUAUCCAUCCUCUUGGAAGCUGGCCAUGAUUAUGAUCAGUCUAUGCCUUGCGGUCUUCUGUUUGGCACUGGAUACGACGAUUAUGGCCACAGCGAUCCCCAAGAUUGCUGAUCAGUUCAACUCCUUAAACGACGUCGGGUGGUACGGCAGCGCCUAUCUCCUCACAACCAGUGCUUUGACACUCAGUUUUGGAAAGCUGUACAGCUUCUAUUCGAUCAAAUGGGUUUAUCUGCAGGCACUUGGUAUGUUUGAGAUCGGCUCCCUGAUCUGCGGUGCCACUCCCAAUUCACUGGGAUUGAUCAUCGGACGUGCUAUUGCCGGCUCCGGAUCCGCGGGCAUCUACUCUGGAUCGAUGCUGAUUGUCGCGCGGUCUGCGCCACUGGAACGAAGGCCGCUUUUGACCGGCAUACUGGGCGGCCUGUUCGGCGUUGCCAGCGUGGUUGGGCCGCUCAUCGGCGGUGCAUUCACGGACAAUCUUAGCUGGAGAUGGUGCUUCUAUAUCAAUUUACCCCUCGGAGCCGUUACGGGACUAUUCCUCAUAUUGUUCUUUGAUGGAGCCAAGGCGACCACCCAGCGCGCUACGAUCAGGGAUCAACUAUCGCAACUUGACCUGCUAGGGUCCCUUUGCUUCUUACCAGCUAUCAUCUGCGUCUUGUUAGCACUGCAAUGGGGGGGCACGACAUAUCCCUGGCAUGACGGCCGUAUUAUCGCCUUAUUCACCGUCUUUGGGGUUCUACUCUUGGCCUUUGCCGGGGUCCAGUGGUGGCGACAGGAGAAAGCUACCGUACCUCCACGCCUGAUCGCGAACCGGAAUGUGUGGGGAGCUGCACUUUUCUCUUUCUGUCUCAAUGCGUCCUUUAUCAUCUUCACCUACUAUCUCCCGAUGUGGUUCCAAAGCAUUAAAGGUGUCACGGCAACCCAAUCCGGCAUUAUGAACCUCCCGAUGGUGCUAGCAGUGGUGAUUUUCUCCAUUAUCUCCGGCGGGCUAGUCGGAGCCCUGGGGUACUAUACACCGUUCAUGGUGAUCGCACCUCUGAUCGCAGCCAUUGGGGCCGGACUACUCUCCACCCUUCGAAUGGACUCCAACAACGCGUCCUGGAUCGGAUAUCAAAUCUUAUACGGUGUCGGUGUAGGCUGUGGACUUCAACAGCCCAUCGUAGCAGUGCAAGGCUCCCUUGCCCCCGCCGAUCUACCCACCGGCACCGUGAUCGUAAUGUUCAUGCAGACAAUCGGUGGCGCCAUCUUCAUGUCCGUCGGCCAGAACGUAUUCCAAAACCAACUAAUGCGAAACUUGGCCACGCAAGCUCCGAGCGUCGAUGCGGCUAGAGUGCUCCAGGCUGGGGCAACUAUGUUGCGGAAAACCGUCUCCAGUGAUUUGCUUCCAGCCGCGUUGCGCGCGUAUAAUUCGGCCAUCACCGAGGCCUUCUAUGUUGCUGUGGCUAUGGCUGUGCUUGCGCUUCCUGGGGCGUUGGUUAUGCAGUGGAUUUCUGUUAAGGGUCGACAGCUCUAG